Jatropha curcas is the source of this 1146-nucleotide messenger RNA. RefSeq lists its product as uncharacterized. Gene Ontology annotation, molecular function: starch binding. The record is from RefSeq and is a predicted model, not a curated record. Gene Ontology annotation, cellular component: membrane. NCBI's taxonomy places the organism in Eukaryota, Viridiplantae, Streptophyta, Magnoliopsida, Malpighiales, Euphorbiaceae.
ACAACCCACAUUCUAAUGACAUCCGUACACUUGCCUUUCCUUUAUAAUUUGGCAAAGUAUAUAUAUACUGAUAUUAUAAUAGCUUUUCUCUGCAAUUCCAAUUCCCAUCUCCAUUUGUUUCCAUUUGUUUUGUACAACAAUGGAAGCUUUAACCAACAGCUUGUCGUUCAACAUCUUUACAACAAUCAGCAGCAAGAAUCGAUCACCGUCCAAUUUAACUCUAUUGGGUCGAUCUGAUGUUGGCUUUUCACCAUCUCUAAAUUUCAAGAGACUUCAUUUUGAUGAUCAUUUGGUUUCAUUUCGAUCCAAUAUCACUAAAUCUCUUGUGGUGUUUUGUGCUGCUACUGAGGUGAUAGGCCUGGAAAAUCAGCUAGCCGACCACCAAAUGCCAAAACCAAAGACUGUUCGUGUGAAAUUCCAGUUGCAGAAGGAGUGCUCCUUUGGGGAUGCAUUUCUCCUGGUGGGUGAUCACCCAAUGCUUGGUUUGUGGAACACCGUGGAUGCUAUUACAAUGAACUGGUCAGAUGGGAACAUCUGGAAUGUUGAGUUGGAUGUGCCCAUUGAGACAACAGUCCAAUUCAAAUUUAUACUCAAACAAAGCACAGGAGAACUGCUUUGGCAGCCUGGACCAGACAGAAUUUUCAAAAGUUGGGAAAGCGAAGGCACCUUAGUUGUUACAGAAGAUUGGGAAGAUGCUGCAGCUCAGAAAAUUACAGAGGAACAAAUGAACAAUCCAGAUUUCGAACCCAUUGUUCACGAUGGUGUAAUGGUUUCAGGUAACACUAUCUAUGCAGAAGAAAAGGUUAACAGUGAGGUUUUCGGCAGAGAAAGUAGCAGCAGAACACUGGUACCCGGAAUGGCAACUAGUGAAAACAAUUGAAGAAAAGAACUUGGGUCCAUGAUCAUGAUGCCUCAUUUGGAGUGGAUGCAGCUAAAGAGUAGAAGAUGCUUGAAAUAAUUUUUUAUGAACUAAGAUUUUUCAUUCCUUAACUUAUCUUUUGGUAGCAAGAUUCCAUGCAUUCUGGCUAUAAUAUAAUACAUUUGCCAAUCUAAAGCUUGAGAAUGAAUUGUGUAAAUAUGGACCUUGUUUGGCUUUUCUAUUAUAUUUUUUGAGAUGCUAUCGAGUUCGUUUUAUGCAGAAUAUAA